AUGGAGGACCAAGAAAACGAGUCCCGAGAAACCAAUAAAUGCUGCAAGAGCGAUGGCAAUACAUUUUCAAACACACCGCAUUUAACGAAAUCUGCACAAUUUUGGACUACGUACCAGAAGGUGAAGUCAAAUCUUGUCCUGUUUUAUUAUGCAAAUGAUCUGAGAUCACACCACCAACUGGCUCCUUACGUUACAAUAAGCUAA
This is a messenger RNA of Babesia bigemina, 204 nucleotides long. RefSeq lists its product as hypothetical. Lineage: Eukaryota; Apicomplexa; Aconoidasida; Piroplasmida; Babesiidae. The record is from RefSeq and is a predicted model, not a curated record. The coding region runs from base 1 to 204 and encodes 67 amino acids. The transcript has 3 exons.